Messenger RNA from Aspergillus caelatus, 353 nucleotides. RefSeq lists its product as uncharacterized. The transcript has a single exon. The record is from RefSeq and is a predicted model, not a curated record. The coding region runs from base 10 to 342 and encodes 110 amino acids. Lineage: Eukaryota; Fungi; Ascomycota; Eurotiomycetes; Eurotiales; Aspergillaceae.
CAUGUAUGCAUGCGAUACAGUAGUCAUCAAAGUUAUUUAAGAGAACUCCCGGAGAGAUCACCUACUCUUUUGCAAAAGACAAAGGGACUAAUGUAUUCCAAGCUCUUGCAUGCAGCAGUCAGAGGACGGAUUCCUUCAUUGUAUAGACAACAACAAAAAUGUGAUCCAAGCGGAAAUUGUUCAACAACUUGUAACAUAGCAGACCAGGAUUGUUGGAUUCACAGGAGUUUCAAUGUCUGUAGACCCAGUUACUACAAAGAAAUGGAAAAAGUACCUUGGAGAGUUACGUGUGAUCAUCCGGUUCCCACUGCCAUACUCCUCAUGCGCGGCUUGUCAACUUGAACUGGGCAACG